Messenger RNA from Anopheles nili, 1094 nucleotides. RefSeq names its product aquaporin-like. Gene Ontology annotation, molecular function: water channel activity. Gene Ontology annotation, cellular component: plasma membrane. The transcript has 4 exons. The record is from RefSeq and is a predicted model, not a curated record. Gene Ontology annotation, biological process: transmembrane transport. The coding region runs from base 144 to 902 and encodes 252 amino acids. NCBI's taxonomy places the organism in Eukaryota, Metazoa, Arthropoda, Insecta, Diptera, Culicidae.
UGACACCGAACUCGCUAGCAGUCCUAACCGCCACUCGGCGCGAAAAACCGGUCCUAGUUGAAUUGUAGCUAAUCCCAGAACUGCAAGAUCUUAACAAAUUUUGUAAUCUUAUCCUGCCAUUUGAUCCUUUAACGUUAAGCACGAUGAAAAAGUCCACACUUGAUAGUAUUUCGGUUUUUCUGGCUGAGCUGAUUGGCACAGGACUGCUAGUAAUGCUUGGCUGCAUGGGUUGCGUGUCCGGGCUUGGCCAUACUCCAUCCCACUUUGAGCUAUGCAUAAACUUCGGUCUGAUAGUAAUGAUUAUUGUUCAAGUGUUUGGAUGCGUUUCUGGUGCUCAUUUAAAUCCAGCUGUAACUGCUGCCGCUUGGGUAUACGAACUCGUUUCUACAAAGAUGGCUCUAGCUUACGCUGCUGCUCAAUGCAUUGGAGCAUUCAUGGGUUAUGGUAUUCUUAAGUUACUGACGCCCACGGCCGUGUUUGAAGAUGCAAAAGAGAAAGGAGCAGGAUUUUGCGUUACCCAACCAAAUGUUGCCAUUACUGAUAUGCAAGCGCUUGGCAUUGAAUUUGUAGCAACCAUGGUGCUGAUCCUGGUCUGCUGUGGAGUGUGGGAUCCCCGUAAUGCCAAACAUCAUGAUUCGGUUGCAUUGAAAUUUGGAUUUACAGUCGGAGCCUUAGCUGUAGCGGCAGGACCUUAUACCGGUGCAAGUAUGAAUCCCGCCCGUUCACUAGGACCGGUGUUGUGGAACGGAGUAUACAAUGCGCAUUGGAUCUACUGGGCAGGUCCGUUGGGAGCCGCCUUCCUGACCGCCUUUGCCUACAAGUCCGUUUUUCGACGGGAAGUUCCAGUAGAACAACUCAACCACGAGCUGGCAGCACUAAACACUGAUAAAUCCAAUGCUUAAGGGCCUGGAUGGGGAUUUUUCCCUUUAGAUCUAUUGCUAACUUUACAAUAUGAUGCAUACUACUCUCCGUGGCGCUUCGUACAUUAUAGUCCACUUUGCAAUUAAAACAUUGUGGAUAACAUUCGCGCAACAUAAGAUAUGCAUUGUACAUGAAUUUUUUAUGAUUUUUUGAUUUUAGGUAUAUUUAAAUAC